This is a messenger RNA of Aricia agestis (brown argus), 1643 nucleotides long. It is a transcript of the gene Arr1, whose product is annotated as arrestin homolog. The transcript is spliced from 9 exons. The record is from RefSeq and is a predicted model, not a curated record. Gene Ontology annotation, cellular component: cytoplasm. The coding region runs from base 44 to 1189 and encodes 381 amino acids. Gene Ontology annotation, molecular function: G protein-coupled receptor binding. Lineage: Eukaryota; Metazoa; Arthropoda; Insecta; Lepidoptera; Lycaenidae. Gene Ontology annotation, biological process: signal transduction; G protein-coupled receptor internalization.
CUGUCACCGCAUUCGGAGCAGUGUUACCUCGGUGACUGACAAAAUGGUGUACAAUUUCAAAGUGUUCAAAAAGUGUUCCCCCAACGGAAAACUUACCUUGUACCUGCCAAAGCGGGAUUUUGUUGAUCACAUAUCCUAUGUUGAGCCUAUUGAGGGAAUAGUGGUUCUGGACGAAGAGUAUGUGCGAGGACGGCGCGUAUAUGCGCAGGUGGUGUGCACUUUCCGCUACGGACGCGAGGAGGACGAGGUCAUGGGCGUGUCCUUCUACAAGGAGCUCUACCUCGCCUCCGAGCAGGUCUACCCCCCGCCUGAGAAGAGAGCCUACAGCCUAUCAAGGACACAGGAGCGUCUAGUGAAGAAGUUGGGAGAAUGGGCAGUGCCGUUCCAGCUGUCGAUGCCAGCUGGCGCGCCAGGGUCCGUGACCCUCCAACCCGGUCUGGAGGACGAGGGGGAGCCCUGCGGGGUUCACUACUACGUCAAACUCUUCGUGGGGGACACCGAGAUCGACCGGUCGCAUCGCAGGAGCACUGUAGCGCUUGGAAUACGCAAGGUGCAGUAUGCGCCAGAUAAACCCGGCCCUCAGCCCUGCACCGUAGUCCGGAAAGACUUCGUGCUAUCGCCUGGUCAACUGGAGUUGGAACUGACUUUGGAUAAACAGCUGUACAUACACGGAGAGACGGUGGCGGUGAACAUCAGCGUGCGGAACCACAGCAACAAGGUGGUGAAGAAGAUCAAGGCCAGCAUCCUGCAGGCCGUCGACGUGGUGCUGUUCCAGAACGGCCAGUACCGUAAUGUCGUCACCGGCAUUGAGACGCAAGACGGGUGUCCACUGCAGCCAGGCGCGUCGCUGCAGAAGGUGGUGCAGCUUCGGCCGUCGCUGGAGACCCUGCGAGAUCGCCGCGGCCUCGCGUUGGAUGCGCAACUCAAGCGGCAUGAGGCGUCCCUCGCAUCUACUACCCUACUUCUGGAGCCGGACCAGCGCGAUGCUUUUGGAAUAGUGGUCAGCUACAGCGUAAAGGUGAAGCUUUACUUGGGAGCGCUCAGCGGCGAGCUUAGCGCAGAACUGCCCUUCAUACUCAUGCACCCUAAGGAGGGUCGCGCCAAGCUGAUGCAGGCGGACAGUCAGGUGGACGUGGAGAUGUUCAGACAGGACACCGUGCAUCAUCAGGAGAGCGUCGAGGUCUACUAAACACGGAAAAUAAUAUCAAUAUCAGUUAAUUAUAGACUAUUUACUCGCACCUCUUGUACCAAAAAUGUAAGCGAUGAUGUUAGAAGAAAUUUGUCCACGGUCUGCCAUCUGCCUAGGAAUCAACUUCCCCGAUAGUACUUACAGUUACACGACUAAAGCAGGCCAUACACGCAAGGGUGCAUCUGACAGGUUUGCCUGAACAGGUCAACAGUUCAGGUAAACUGGAGCGUGUAUUUUACAGAACUGUGCAUGUUUUGCCCUAACUUUGCCUGGCACAGGCAAACCUGUCAGAUGGGUCCUUCCCGUUUCAUACCACUUAUUUUUCAUACCGCGGUAUGAAACAGCGAAGUACUGUUUUUGAAUUACCUGUUUCGUAACGCGGUGCUUGGAGUGGUAUGAAACGACGAAUUCUUUUUUGGUAUGGGUGGACUCGUACCAUGAGUUUUAUUAAAUA